Messenger RNA from Triticum aestivum (bread wheat), 2373 nucleotides. Its product is annotated as wall-associated receptor kinase 3-like. Gene Ontology annotation, biological process: protein phosphorylation; cell surface receptor signaling pathway. Gene Ontology annotation, molecular function: ATP binding; calcium ion binding; protein serine/threonine kinase activity. The transcript is spliced from 2 exons. The record is from RefSeq and is a predicted model, not a curated record. Gene Ontology annotation, cellular component: plasma membrane. Lineage: Eukaryota; Viridiplantae; Streptophyta; Magnoliopsida; Poales; Poaceae.
GAUGUUAGCACCCUUAAGCAAUCAUCCUACCUGCAUAAACUGAUCGAUCGAUCAGGAUGAAGAUAUUCAGGGCGCAAGGUAAUCCUUGUGCCACAGCUCCGUAUAUAUUUCUCAUGCAGUUGCUCCUUCUCUGCCUGUGUUUAUUCUGCACCGGUUCCGCCCAAUCCAGCCUUACCAAAUGCCCCGGCAGCUCCAUCAACAUCCCAUCCCCUUUCAACAUCCCUGACAACUCGAGCAUCUCGAGGAAUCCAGGCUUCGACAUAUCAUGUGAAUCAACAGGGCCAAUGAUAUCGCUCGGUCGCAAGCAGUACAGGGUCCUGGGCAUCUCGCUGCUCCAGGGCUAUGUACGUGUAACCGGUCACACCGUCUACACCCAGUGCCAGCAGAACGCUGGCCCGGUGACCACAAACUUCAUUGACCUUCGGGGCACGCCUUUCACCUUCUCACACACACUUAACAAGUUCACCGUCGUUGGCUGUGACUCCAUGGCCAUGAUACAAAGCCCGGACGUAACGAGUCGGUACAGGGGAGGCUGCGUGUCGUUCUGCGCUUCCGAGGGAAGCAUCACCAGUGGCGCAUGCUCUGGGGUGGGCUGCUGUCAAGCUUCAGUGCCCGAGGAACUCAAGGUACUGAAGUUAGAGUUUACCAGCAUACGGAGCCAGCUCCUGCAGUCCUCCGGAUCUUUGGGGAACAUCAGUAAAAGCAGUAGCGCAUGGUGCAGCAAGGCGUUCAUUGUGGACCAAGGUUCCUAUGUGUUCUCCAGGGAUCACUUGGACAGAAACCUGACAAACCUGCCAAUGGUACUUGACUGGUCUAUAUCCGGCGGCAACUGCUCAGAGGCGCGUAGUGCGCCUCAGACCUACAUGUGCAAGGAGAACACCGAUUGUUAUACCGUGGCAAAUAACACUGCAUACCGCUGCAACUGUUCUGAAGGUUUCACUGGGAACCCUUAUCUGGGAUGCCAAGGUGAGAAAUUCAUGCUUGCAAUAGAUGACACCUUUAUGCUUUGAUUGCCACUAACUUAGAAUAUAUGCCUUAUUCUGAUUUCCCUUUCUCUACAAGAUAUUGAUGAAUGCAAAGACAAAAAUAAGUAUCCCUGCAUGCACAGGCACAAGUGCAUCAACACAGUUGGUGGUUUUAACUGUGCAUGCCCCAUGGGCAUGACGGGGGAUGGUAAGAAGCAGGGCACUGGGUGCAAAAGAGAUACAACGCUACUGAUUGCUGCAGGUGGAGGCCUGCCUUUGCUGCUUGUCCUCCUCAUGCUCGGAUUCUGGACCCACUGGCUUUUCACGAAGAGAAAGCUUGCGAAGAUAAGACAGAAAUACUUUUUGCAGAAUGGUGGCAUGCUCCUGAAGCAGCAGAUGUUUUCUCAGAGGGCGCCGUUGAGGAUAUUCACCUCUAGCGAGCUUGAAAAGGCAACCAACAGAUUCAGUGAUGACAACAUAGCUGGCCGAGGUGGGUUUGGAACGGUCUACAAAGGCAUACUAUCUGAUCAAAUGGUUGUGGCGAUCAAGAAGGCGCAGCGAGUUGAUCAGAGCCAGGUGGAACAAUUCGUUAAUGAGAUGGUCAUUCUCUCACAAGUGAACCAUGAGAAUGUGGUCCAGCUAGUUGGUUGUUGUCUCGAGUCAGAAGUUCCAUUGUUGGUUUAUGAAUUCAUCACCAACGGGGCCCUUUUUCACCACCUCCACAACACAUCAGCCCCGAUGUCGUGGAAGGAACGCCUAAGGAUUGCAGUGGAAACUGCAACAGCACUUGCCUACUUGCACAUGGCCACAGAAAUGCCAAUUAUUCACAGAGAUGUCAAGUCGUCAAACAUACUCCUUGACGAGAGCUUCACGGCGAAGGUCUCCGAUUUUGGUGCUUCGAGGCCAAUGGCCCAUAAUCAGACCCAUGUGACGACCUUAGUGCAGGGGACACUGGGGUACAUGGACCCUGAGUACUUCCAGACAAGCCAACUGACAGAGAGAAGUGACGUCUAUAGCUUUGGUGUAGUACUUAUCGAGCUAUUGACAAGGCAGAAACCAAUAUUUGGCGGUAAGAUGGAUGAGGUGAGAAGCCUAGCAUUGCAUUUCAGUAUACUAUUCCAUGAGAACCGGUUGUCCGAAAUUGUAGAUCCUCAGAUAGACGAGGAAGCUGGGGCUAGACAUGUUAAAACUGUGGCACAGCUGGCCUUGCGUUGCUUAAGGCUGAAAGGUGAGGAGAGGCCAAGGAUGGUAGAGGUUGCAGUCGAACUUGAAGCGCUGCGAAGACUAAUGAAACAACACUGCAUAGUCAAUUCUGAAGAGUGAACAAGAGUGUUGUGUACCAGACUUGCUAGACUUUACAAUUUAUGAUUCAGUAAGUAUAUUGAUUUGGCAAGGAUGUGGACACAAG